AUGGUAAAAAAGCUAUUGCUCUUAGAUGUUGACUGUGGGGUGGAUGAUGCCCAAGCAAUGAAAAUGGCUUUUGCAGCUCCUAAUGUGCACAUCCUGGGUAUAACAUGUACUCAUGGAAACACGAACAUUGAAAAUGUAUGCAAAAAUGUACUUAGAGUGCUAAAAGUUUGCCGGCAGACAGAGGUCUCUCUAGUAGCAACUGGACCCAUGACUAAUGUUGCUCUGGCAUUUAAAAUGGAUCCCACCUUUCCAUCAAAGUUAAAAUAUCUCUAUAUCAUGGGAGGAAAUAUGGAAGGUAUGGGAAACGUGACAAUCUGUUCUGAGUUUAACUUUGCAGCAGACCCUGAAGCAGCUUAUAUUGUCUUGAAUCAUUUUGAAUGCCCAAUGUAUAUUGCAACUUGGGAAUAUUGUCAACGUAAUGUAUUACCUUGGGAAUUUUUUAAAGAAUGGGUAAAUCAUUGGAAAGCUUGCUUCAUGAAGAAAAUAACUCCACAUACUGUAAAGUUUGUCAAAAACAUGAAAGUCAAGACAGACAAAUAUUUAGAAGCUGGCUUUUUAUCCUGUGAUUCUAUUGCAAUGGCAGCUGCCAUUGAUGAGAGUGAUGUCACAGAAUAUAUACAUUAUGGAGUGAGUGUGAAGUUACAAGGAUCGGUGACCAGAGGGAUGAUGAUUGUGGAUACACUGAACCAGCUGAGAAAACAAAAUCAAGCUUUUAUUAUGACCAAAUGUGAUGUUGAGAAGUUCAAGCAACUCAUGAUGUCUGCUCUUAAGUAA
Messenger RNA from Hemiscyllium ocellatum (epaulette shark), 774 nucleotides. Its product is annotated as pyrimidine-specific ribonucleoside hydrolase RihA-like. Lineage: Eukaryota; Metazoa; Chordata; Chondrichthyes; Orectolobiformes; Hemiscylliidae. Gene Ontology annotation, molecular function: hydrolase activity, hydrolyzing N-glycosyl compounds. Bases 1 to 774 code for a protein of 257 amino acids. The transcript is spliced from 4 exons. The record is from RefSeq and is a predicted model, not a curated record.